UGGGCAACUUUUAUUCUUCUACUUUUAGCCCAAGAAAAUCCAAGAUUUAUGCUUAGUUGUCCUUCUUUACCUGUGGGUUUCAAUUGUGAAUUGCUUUUAAGAAAGGUCAGUUAUAAUAUAGUGCUGAGAACUGAGAAAUGACUGUAAAAACUGAUAGCUUUAGAGGAAUAGAUUCAGAGGGGGUAAUCCGUGUAAAUGGGCCGGGAAAGAUGAUUCGAAAGAAUUCGAUAAGGUUAAGGAACUUUGAACCUACGAAACUAAUGCUGGAGAGGAACCUGUCGUUCAAGGAUCUUGUUCUGGACAUAGAAAGAUCAUCAAAUGCAAAACCAACGCCGACGCCUACUUCCCUUCAAGAACCAUCCAUCAUGUUUUCUCCUCGCCCUGUUAGUGAGCUUGAAGCAGCCGCAGUCAAGCUCCAGAAAGUGUACAAGAGUUAUAGGACUCGAAGAAACCUCGCUGAUUGUGCUGUUGUGGCCGAAGAGCUAUGGUGGAAUGCCUUGGAUUUUGCGGUUUUGAAGCAAAGUUCUGUUUCAUUCUUCGAUGACGAGAAGCCAGAAAGCGCUGUUUCUCGAUGGGCUAGAGCGCGCACAAGAGCUGCAAAGGUUGGAAAAGGGUUGUCUAAGGAUGAGAAGGCUCAAAAACUUGCCCUACAGCAUUGGCUGGAAGCAAUUGACGCACGGCAUAGAUAUGGCCACAAUUUGCACCUCUACUACGAUGUUUGGUUUCAAAGUGAAAGCUCCCAACCUUUCUUCUACUGGUUGGAUGUGGGAGAUGGGAAAGAAAUAAAUCUCGAAAAGUGCCCGAGGACGAGGUUGCACCUUCAAUGCAUUCAAUAUCUUGGGCCGAAAGAGCGCGAGUGUUAUGAAGUUAUUAUUGAAAACGGGAGGCUUGUGUACAAGCAAAGUGGCAUCUUCGUGGAGACGAUAGAAGGUUCAAAGUGGAUCUUUGUCCUCAGCACCUCAAGAACGUUAUACGUGGGGCAAAAGAAGAAAGGCGUGUUUCAACAUUCGAGCUUUUUAGCUGGUGCAGCUAUCACAGCUGCUGGGAGACUGGUUGCUCAUCGUGGCGUUUUGGAGGCAAUUUGGCCAUACAGCGGUCACUAUCAUCCGACAGAAGAGAACUUCCAAGAAUUCAUUAGCUUCCUAAAGGAGCACCUUGUAGAUCUCUCAAAUGUUAAGAGAUGUGCAGUUGAUGAUGACUCAUUUUCAUUCAAGACAGUCGAUGAAGAGUCCGAUGGGCGAUUAUCUAUGGACGUUUCUGCAGCAAAUCAAUCUGAUGAUGAUAGAAUCGCAUCGUCUAAUACAGAUGGUUCAGUCAGCAGUAGAACAUCUACACUUGAUCACUGUGAAGAUGAGAAGGCAACAGUAUUUGGCUUGGCAAAGCAUUUGCCAAGCAAAUGGUCUACUGGAACCGGACCACGCAUUGUGUGCGUUAGAGAUUACUCACCCGAGCUGCAAUCCAGGGCGCUCGAGCAGGUUAACCUGUCACCUCGAGUGGUAAACGGUGGCUUUAUCAACUAUGGUCCAGUCCCAUCACCCCGGCCUAGCCCUAAGGUCCGGCUUUCGCCUAGGAUUGCACACAUGGGGAUGCCUAGUCCCAGGACUCACAUCCCAGUUGCUUCAAGUUAAGGCAAAUAGAUGGAUAGAGUAACCUAAUUCAAAAAAAAAAUGGAUCCUCUGCUGCACCAAACUGACAAAUUCUCUACUGGUGCUUCUGAACUAACUCCCCCAAAUCUUCAUUCAUCUAUUCAUUCAAUCAAUUUUGUAUGUUUUAAAGCCAGGGCAUAGGUUUUUAGACAAACCAUGUGUUUGUUUUUUGUGGCUCUUUUUGCUUGGAGAUUUAGGUUUGCUUAGUUCUUCAAUUCAUUUUUGUUAAUCUCUUUGAAGAAUGCCAUCAUAAAUCCAAAUUUUUAUGUUCAAAUUUGGUAGAGGCAUGUAGUAUUUCGAAUAAGACUACGUUUCAAGGAUAGUCUCCUUAUGUCAACUAGAAAUUUGUAAUUUUGUAUCUAUUUUAUAUUAUAGAUAUACCUGACCA
Messenger RNA from Ipomoea triloba (trilobed morning glory), 2034 nucleotides. RefSeq names its product IQ domain-containing protein IQM1-like. The record is from RefSeq and is a predicted model, not a curated record. The transcript is spliced from 8 exons. Bases 138 to 1628 code for a protein of 496 amino acids. Gene Ontology annotation, molecular function: protein binding. Lineage: Eukaryota; Viridiplantae; Streptophyta; Magnoliopsida; Solanales; Convolvulaceae.